AGCUCGUGGCCCCUAGAUGACCCUAGGGUCGCAGGGGUCAUGGGCACCUCGGAGGCCGCACAGCCGCCGUUUGCGCGCGUCGCCCCGGCGCUCUUCAUCGGGAAUGCGCGAGCCGCGGGUGCGACGGAGCUGUUGGUGCGCGCGGGCAUCACUCUGUGCGUCAACGUCUCCCGCCAGCAGCCCGGGCCGCGCGCACCCGGAGUGGCCGAGCUGCGCGUACCCGUGUUCGACGACCCAGCUGAGGACUUGCUGACACACCUGGAGCCCACUUGUGCCGCCAUGGAAGCCGCGGUGCGCGACGGCGGCUCCUGCCUCGUGUACUGCAAGAACGGCCGCAGUCGCUCAGCCGCCGUUUGCACCGCCUACCUAAUGCGGCACCGCGGCCACAGCCUAGAUUGCGCCUUUCAGAUGGUGAAGAGCGCCCGCCCGGUAGCCGAGCCCAAUUUGGGUUUCUGGGCUCAACUGCAGAAGUAUGAACAGACCCUUCAGGCCCAAGCCAUCCUGCCCCAGGAACCCACUGAUCCGGAGUAAGCCGCACCAUUCAGCUGCUGGGUGACCAAGUGUCUAGACUUUUUCCUUUUUCCACUAGGCAGCUGGCCUCGGGUGUUGCCCCAUCUUGACGGUAGUACAGGAGUGUCCACUGAAUAAGCGGAACUUUGUUUAUUCGUCAGGUUUUGGUCAAAUCCAAACCAGCAAGCACGUUUUAGGUAGAGAAAUUGCGUGUAGAGUCUGGGAAGCCUACAGACAGUUGAUAGGGAGCGACAAACCAGGGUCCUAGCUGCCUGCUCCAAGGGAGUGCCUGGGUUAGUAGGCAGAACCUCUCUGCCUCCUGAAUUCUUUCUGAUCCCUUAGACCUGAACAGAAAGUCUCCCAGCAGGUCAUGGGCCCACCAUCUUUGGCUUACAGCUGCUAUGCUGUGGAAGGGAGGCGGUGCGGACGGCGGCUGAGCGACUGCGACCUAGCAUUGCCAAGCUUCCAUUAUGCCCUAUGCACCAUCCUCCCCAACUGGCAGGCAAGCCCAUCAGUUGCCACCUUGUGCUAAUUGCUCUUGUAGUUCACACAGCCUGGUUUAGUCAUCUGUUUCCAUAAGAGCCCUGCAAGUGCAGUCAGGAUUUAAAGAAGUAGUGGGUGAAGAGCAGAGAACAACCUGGGCUACGUGUGUAAAUUACAGAUGUGUGUCCACCGGUCAAUCGGUGAAUAAAUAAAGUGAAUAAUCCCCCCCCCCA
Molecule: messenger RNA, 1226 nt
Organism: Rattus norvegicus (Norway rat)
Lineage: Eukaryota; Metazoa; Chordata; Mammalia; Rodentia; Muridae
Gene: Dusp28
Product: dual specificity phosphatase 28
Exons: 2
Coding region: 40-531 (163 amino acids)
Molecular function (GO): hydrolase activity; protein tyrosine phosphatase activity; protein serine/threonine phosphatase activity
Source: RefSeq, marked validated